Danaus plexippus (monarch butterfly) is the source of this 568-nucleotide messenger RNA. RefSeq lists its product as uncharacterized. Lineage: Eukaryota; Metazoa; Arthropoda; Insecta; Lepidoptera; Nymphalidae. The transcript has 3 exons. Gene Ontology annotation, biological process: regulation of oxidative phosphorylation; mitochondrial respirasome assembly; mitochondrial electron transport, cytochrome c to oxygen. The record is from RefSeq and is a predicted model, not a curated record. The coding region runs from base 100 to 486 and encodes 128 amino acids.
AGGUUUCUGAACGGUAACAAAAAUUCGAUAAAGUACUUGUUUCGUAACAGGUAGAAUUUCCAUUUGCGUUUUAUAUCAGUAAAACUAAAGAAAUUCAACAUGUACCAUCAACUGAGCCGAGUUACGGGCAGGCUUGUCGCCUCUACUCAUCUGCAGAGCCCACUAUUUCCAGUUGCACCAAUUGCCUUGCAACGGGUGGAGGCUCCAGUGAUCCAAUACAACACGUCUCAUAUGUCCACUGUUACGGAACAAGCAUGCCCCGCUGGUCCUAAACGUAUGAUGCCCGGCACCAACGUCCCUUACCCUCCUCUCAGUGACACCAUCAAGAAGCGCCAGGCACAGUUCCAGAAAGAGGAUGAUGUGCCAGUAUUCUUAAAGGGAGGUCCAUUCGAUGCUGUGCUAUACCGUUUGACAAUGUUCCUCUGUGUUGUUGGUUUGGGUGGUAUCGCCCACACAAUCUACUCUCAUGCUGUACCCAAGAACUAAUUAUGUGAAUAGCAAUAAAUUUCUGUUAUGUAUUAGAUGGCUACUGGAUAAUAGCAGUGAUAAAUAAAUAUUAUAAAUUAUA